AUGAGGAGAUGGAUGUUUGAACAGGACGACGACGCCGAGGAGCCUGAUUGUGAUUUAGAUGGUCUUGGCUCCUACUAUGAUGAUAUGGAUAACACCGAUCAGGAUUGGGUUCCCCCAAAGGACCCUAGUAAGGCUGUUCUUCGGAUGCCUAAACUAGAUUACAUUCGCACUGACCUUUACACCGGUUUUGGUAUUAGGUAG
Molecule: messenger RNA, 201 nt
Organism: Penicillium robsamsonii
Lineage: Eukaryota; Fungi; Ascomycota; Eurotiomycetes; Eurotiales; Aspergillaceae
Exons: 3
Coding region: 1-201 (66 amino acids)
Source: RefSeq, a predicted model, not a curated record